Messenger RNA from Siniperca chuatsi (mandarin fish), 1421 nucleotides. It is a transcript of the gene yeats4, whose product is annotated as YEATS domain containing 4. Bases 196 to 921 code for a protein of 241 amino acids. The record is from RefSeq and is a predicted model, not a curated record. Gene Ontology annotation, biological process: regulation of DNA-templated transcription. The transcript is spliced from 7 exons. NCBI's taxonomy places the organism in Eukaryota, Metazoa, Chordata, Actinopteri, Centrarchiformes, Sinipercidae.
CAUACAACUUAACGCGUUACACUUGUCGCUUCCGGUGCUUGUUUGGCUGGCAGUUUGAAACCAGGUCGCUGGCUGUAUAAAGCAUACUUUCAAUGCUCAAAUGGCAGGUUUAUUAAAUAUGGAUACACGCUGUGGAACAAGACGUGUCGUCUAGAGUGUACUACGGGAUCAGCUUCACUGUCUUGCCACCGUACUAUGUUCAAAAAGAUGACUGAAUUCGGUCCAGAUUCCGGGGGGCGAGUUAAGGGAGUAACCAUUGUGAAGCCCAUCGUGUUUGGGAACGUUGCCCGCUACUUUGGGAAAAAGAGAGAGGAGGAUGGACACACACAUCAGUGGUCUGUCUACGUGAAGCCUUACAGAAAUGAGGUUGAAGGUGUCUUCUUAUGUAAAUACAUAACAUUGUUCCUCCAGGAUAUGUCCGCUUAUGUGAAGAAGAUCCAGUUCAAGCUACAUGAGAGCUAUGGUAACCCACUGAGAGUGGUGACUAAGCCUCCAUAUGAGAUUACGGAGACGGGCUGGGGGGAGUUUGAGAUCAUCGUCAAGAUCUUCUUCAUUGACCCCAAUGAGAGACCUGUGACUCUAUACCAUCUGUUGAAGUUGUUCCAGUCAGACUCCAGUGCCAUGCCUAAGAAGACAGUUGUCUCUGAAUUCUAUGAUGAAAUGAUCUUCCAGGAUCCCACAGCCAUGAUGCAGCAGCUACUGACCACAUCAAGACAACUCACCCUGGGAGCAUACAAGCAUGAGACAGAGUUCAGUGAGCUGGAGCAGAGGACCAAGGAGAAAAUGGAAGCAGCAAAGAAGAGAACCAGCCAGGAGAUCACAGAGCUGAAAGACAAACUAAAAGCCAGCAGAGAGAACAUCAACCACCUGAAGGCAGAGAUCAGGAAACUGGAGGAGGACGGAGACCACAAGGAGCACUGAGAAAUGGACAAACACAUCUCACGCACACACACACAAUUGUUCAGUAGGGAACAACCUGCAUGUUUUGUGUUCUGACCACAUAACUGAUUAAAAAACAAGGCAUUGUUGUGACAUAUUUUGUGAUUACACAAGAUAGUUUUGUGUGGGUUUUUUUUUUUUUCACACGAACACUCAGUAUUACACGGCCCAGAGAAGACAUAAGAAUGAUUUUCAAAAAUUGUGUGUUCUCCAUAGUAUAGUAUAUAACUGAAGUGAACCUGAGCAGAGAUCUGAUGAGCCAGAAUCAGUGAAGCAUCCCCAUAAUAUUCACACCUACCUGUAGAGAUAUCCACAUUUGUGUGGACAGUUUUGAAUCUGAAUAGCUCCAUUGUUGUUUUUUUUACUGAUCUUAUGGUUUUCUAUAUAAAGUAAAUGUGUUAACAGUAUUGCAUGUAUCUGUUUCUUCUGCUGUAACCAUUUGGGUUUGAUGUGGGUCGAUUCAUAAAACAUUUCAAUCUGUG